Molecule: messenger RNA, 1765 nt
Organism: Capsella rubella
Lineage: Eukaryota; Viridiplantae; Streptophyta; Magnoliopsida; Brassicales; Brassicaceae
Product: early nodulin-75-like
Exons: 1
Coding region: 1-978 (325 amino acids)
Source: RefSeq, a predicted model, not a curated record
AUGGCCGCACAUGGUUUAACAAAAAUCUUAGUAGUCGUCUUUGCAAUACUCAGCAUUGUCUUCCUCAGCCAAGUUAAUGCUCAGAGCCCUCCCCGUCGUGGCCCUCCUCCAUCUCGUCUCCGCCCGCCUCCACCCCCUCGCGGUUCUCCUACACGCCCUCGUCGCCCGCCCCCACCACCACCACCAAGGGCAUGUCCACCUUGUAUUUGCUCACUACCACCCCCUCCACUAAACACCCCACCGCCAAUUUCACCACCAGACACAUCACCAUCCAAGACUCCACCCAAAAACUCACCACCCGAGAUUUCACCACCCAAGACUCCACCAUCCGAUAAUUCUCCACCUGAUAUUUCACCACCUGAGACUCCACCACCAGAAAUCAUAGUAGCUCCUGAGAUUUCACCAUCUGAGACACCACCACCUAAUAAUCCACCACCCGAGACUCCACCGUCCGAGAAUUCUCCACCUGAGAUUUCACCAUCAGAGUCUCCACCACCUGAGAUUUCACCAUCAGAGACUCCACAACCAGAAAUUAUAGUAACCCCGGAGAGUUCUCCAUCUGAGACACCACCACUCGAUAGCCCACCACCCGAGACUCCACCACCAGAAAUUAUAGUAGCUCCUGAGAUUUCACCAUCUGAGACACCACCACCUAAUAACCCGCCACCCGAUAUCUCACCACCAGAUACUCCACCAUCCGAGAAUUCACCACCAGAGAUUUCACCAUCUGAGACUCCACAACCUGAGAUUUCACCAUCAGAGACUCCACCACCAGAGAUUAUAGUAACUCCGGAAAGUUCACCAUCUGAGACACCACCCGAGACUCCACCAUCUGAAAAUUCUCCACCUGAGAUUUCACCAUCAGAGAUUCUCCACCUGAGAUUUCACCAUCAGAGAUUCCACCACCUGAUAUUUCACCAUCAGAGACUCCACCACCAGAGAUUUCACCAUCAGAGACUCCACCACCAGAGAUUAUAGUAACCCCUGAGAGUUCACCAUCUGAGACACCACCUGAUAACCCACCAAAACCUUCACCACUUGAGACUCCACCACCCCAAAUCCCACCACUAGAAGCUCCACCCCCAGAGAUUUCGCCGUCUGAAACCCCACAACCAGAGAUCUUACCAACGCUUCCACCAAGCACACCCCAGCAAACUCCUCCAACCACACCACCGGAAACUCCUCCAGGCACACCAGCACAGGCUCCACCAACUCUUCCACCAACUCUUCCGACAAACACACCACCAAUAACUCCUCCAACUACACCACCACCACCUUCACCAACAUCUCCACCAAACAACUUAACACCACCUCCUCCUUUGAGCUCUCCACCACCACCGCCCCGACCUCAAACUCCAUCACCAUCUCCCCCACGUGGUACAUGCCCAAGGAAUGCGAACCAAAUAAGGGCGUGUUCCAAUAUCCUAAGAUUUUUUGGUAACUUCCUAGAUUUUCGGUUGGCGAAACCAUGUUGUACCCUCAUUCGCGAUCUAUCUGAUGCUCAAGCAGCUGCUUGUCUGUGUGAUUUGGUGAGAGCACGACGUUCCACUCUUUCUCCCAAUAUCAUUAUCCUCUGUAAGGCUUGUGGUCGCAGAAUUCCGAGGGGCUUUACUUGCCCAUAACUAUUUCCUUGUUUCCCAUCCCUUGUUAUUACCUAAAAUUACUAAAACAAACUUAACACUUAAACCACAACUAAAGUCUUGUGACUUUUACUUUCUGCCAAUAAUAAUGUAAUAAAACAUCAAUAAAUUUUGUGUUUCUUUUA